Eublepharis macularius is the source of this 1543-nucleotide messenger RNA. RefSeq names its product SWI/SNF related, matrix associated, actin dependent regulator of chromatin, subfamily b, member 1 (gene SMARCB1). NCBI's taxonomy places the organism in Eukaryota, Metazoa, Chordata, Lepidosauria, Squamata, Eublepharidae. The record is from RefSeq and is a predicted model, not a curated record. Gene Ontology annotation, biological process: regulation of transcription by RNA polymerase II; chromatin remodeling. The coding region runs from base 98 to 1258 and encodes 386 amino acids. The transcript has 10 exons. Gene Ontology annotation, cellular component: nuclear chromosome; nucleus. Gene Ontology annotation, molecular function: transcription coregulator activity.
UGUAUUCACGGGAGCGCAUGCGCGGUAUUUUCGCCGCUUAGGCCACGGCCGCUCGCUGUCGCGUGUGGGGACCGGCUUGGCUGCUACGGCUUUCGCCAUGAUGAUGAUGGCGUUGAGUAAAACCUUCGGGCAGAAGCCCGUCAAGUUCCAGCUGGAGGAGGACGGCGAGUUCUUCAUGAUCGGUUCCGAGGUUGGCAACUAUUUGCGUAUGUUUCGUGGUUCCUUAUACAAGAGAUACCCCUCACUCUGGAGGCGACUGGCCACAGUGGAGGAGAGGAAGAAAAUUGUUGCAUCUUCACAUGAAUCUCAGCGGAGUCACAGUCCCAGAAGAUAUCAUGGUUAUACAACACUAGCCACGAGUGUGACCCUUUUGAAAGCUUCUGAGGUAGAAGAGAUCUUGGAUGGAAACGAUGAGAAAUACAAGGCAGUAUCAAUCAGCACUGAGCCCCCCACAUACCUCAGAGAACAGAAGGCAAAAAGGAACAGCCAAUGGGUUCCAACCCUUCCAAACAGCUCCCACCAUCUUGAUGCCGUACCAUGCUCAACCACUAUUAACAGGAACCGGAUGGGUAGGGACAAGAAGAGAACAUUUCCACUCUGCUUUGAUGACCACGACCCAGCUGUAAUCCAUGAGAACGCCUCUCAGCCAGAGGUGCUGGUUCCAAUUCGACUGGACAUGGAAAUAGAUGGACAAAAACUGAGGGAUGCUUUUACAUGGAACAUGAAUGAAAAACUAAUGACUCCAGAAAUGUUUUCGGAAAUUCUCUGUGAUGACCUGGAUUUGAAUCCCCUGACCUUUGUUCCCGCAAUUGCAUCAGCAAUCCGACAGCAGAUUGAAUCUUACCCUACAGACAGUAUCCUGGAGGACCAAUCAGAUCAGCGUGUCAUUAUUAAGCUCAACAUACAUGUGGGGAACAUCUCCCUGGUGGACCAAUUCGAGUGGGAUAUGUCGGAGAAAGAGAAUUCCCCAGAGAAGUUUGCACUGAAGCUGUGCUCAGAGCUUGGGCUGGGUGGUGAGUUUGUCACCACUAUUGCUUACAGCAUCCGGGGACAGCUGAGCUGGCAUCAGAAGACGUAUGCAUUCAGUGAGAACCCUCUACCAACAGUGGAGAUUGCCAUUCGUAACACUGGAGAUGCUGACCAAUGGUGCCCUCUACUUGAAACCCUGACAGAUGCAGAGAUGGAGAAGAAAAUCCGUGACCAGGACAGAAACACAAGGCGUAUGAGGCGUUUGGCCAACACUGCUCCCGCCUGGUAAUUGACCUGAAGCAACGAGAGUUCAAUCUGCAGACUGUGACCUUGGAAGGACUGAGCAUUUAGCCUUUGUCCUGCUGUAGUUGUCUACCCUAUGACUGUGUCAGCACAUGCAUUCUGCUGGCCCAGCAGGUCAGGAGACUUGGAGACCUCUCCUUCCUCCGCUUCAUGGCUACGUGUCGAGCAAGGGGUCCAACUAAAGACCAGAGGUGGCGGUCUGAGCCUUUAUCUCUUUCUUCCCAUCCUCACCUAGUUUGAACAACUUUUUAAAUAAAAGAAGUGAGUAAUA